Messenger RNA from Paramormyrops kingsleyae, 4257 nucleotides. It is a transcript of the gene tmtc3, whose product is annotated as transmembrane O-mannosyltransferase targeting cadherins 3. Gene Ontology annotation, biological process: protein O-linked glycosylation via mannose. Gene Ontology annotation, molecular function: mannosyltransferase activity; protein binding. NCBI's taxonomy places the organism in Eukaryota, Metazoa, Chordata, Actinopteri, Osteoglossiformes, Mormyridae. Gene Ontology annotation, cellular component: endoplasmic reticulum. The record is from RefSeq and is a predicted model, not a curated record.
AAACUGCGGAGCUGGGUCUCCCAGGCAUCACCGGGAAGUGCUUCCAGGAGCCAAUAACUGCCAUUGAGCGGCUGUGUCUGUGGAGUGAUGUUUCCUUGCUGUAUUUUAUGCCGGUUUGGCUUCUAACGUGACAAACGGCUGAAUCAUGGUGCCGCAUCCCAGCAGUUGAUGAAACCUUUGCUCCAUGAUGACUGCGGUGAUGUGGAAGGAGACCUGUCUGAUAGCUACCCUGGUUCUGGGCUGCUACUGGAACAGUUUGUCCUGUGGCUUCGUGUUCGAUGAUGUCUCGGCCAUCCUGGAUAACAAGGACCUGCGGCCGUCGACGCCGCUGCAAAACCUCUUUCUCAACGACUUUUGGGGGACGCCCAUGUCUGAGGAGCGGAGCCACAAGUCAUACCGGCCGCUGACUGUGCUAACCUUCAGGCUGAACUAUGCCCUGAGCGAGCUGCAUGCUGCCUCCUACCACCUGCUCAACGUGCUGCUACACACGGUUGUGUGUGUACUCUUCUUGCAAAUCAGCCACCUGCUGCUGCUGCAUCGGUCCUGCAGCCUGGUAGCGGCGCUGCUCUUUGCCGUGCACCCCAUUCACACAGAGGCGGUCACUGGUGUUGUUGGCAGAGCUGAACUCUUGUCAUCUAUAUUCCUCCUGGCAGCAUUUUUAACUUACACUAAAUCCAAAGGUCCAGACCAUUCUGUUGUCUGGACCCCCAUUGCCGCGACGGUGCUUUUGGUGGCUGCAGCCACACUGUGCAAAGAGCAGGGAAUCACUGUCAUCGGCAUCUGCUGCAUCUAUGAGGUCUUCGUUGCUCAAGGGUUCACCCUGCCAAUGCUGACUGAUGCCAUUCUCCAGCUCCUGCGAGGGAAGGAUAGCUUGCCGUACUCCAUUCUGCAGACCUUACUGAAGCUCAUCGUUCUCAUCAUCACCACACUGCUCCUGGUCAUCAUCCGCGUUCAGGUCAUCCAGUCCCAGCUGCCCGUGUUUACCAGGUUUGAUAACCCUGCAGCUGUCAGUCAGUCACCCACAAGGCAGCUGACAUUUAAUUACCUCCUGCCUGUGAAUGCGUGGCUACUGCUGCACCCCUCUGAGCUCUGCUGUGAUUGGACUAUGGGCACCAUCCCCUUGGUGGAGUCCAUCUUGGACGUCCGUAAUCUGGCCACAGCAACAUUCUACUUGCUGCUGGGUCUGCUGGCUUUCCACUGCCUGCGCUCUUCCAGCAGGUCCUCCAAGAUCGUCGUCAUGGCCCUGGCUUGGAUCGUCCUUCCUUUCAUCCCUGCCUCGAACCUUUUCUUCCCUGUGGGCUUUGUGGUUGCUGAGAGGGUUCUCUACAUCCCUAGCAUGGGCUUCUGCAUCUUAGUGGCCCAUGGAUUCGAGAUACUUUCUCAUAGUAGGAACCUGAAGAAGGUCUCGUGGUUCUUCAUGGCUGCCAUCCUCACAGUCCAGUCUGUGAAGACGUUUAACCGGAACUGGGACUGGGAGUCCGAGUACACGCUCUUCACCUCAGCUCUCAAAGUGAAUAAGAACAACGCCAAGCUCUGGAACAACGUCGGUCACGCUUUAGAGAAUCAGAAUCAUUAUGAAAAAGCUCUGAAGUAUUUUCUGCAGGCCACCAGAGUUCAACCAGAUGACAUCGGUGCUCACAUGAAUGUGGGCAGAACCUACAAGAACCUGAACCGGACCAGGGAGGCUGAGGAAGCUUAUCUGACAGCAAAGUCCCUUAUGCCGCAGAUCAUUCCUGGGAAGAAGUAUGCUACCAGAGUAGCCCCCAACCACCUCAAUGUGUACAUCAACCUGGCAAAUCUGAUCCGCGUGAACGACUCGCGUUUGGAGGAGGCCGACCAGCUGUACCGACAGGCCAUCAGCAUGAGGCCGGACUUCAAACAGGCCUACAUAAGCAGAGGGGAGCUUCUCCUUAAGAUGAAUAAGCCUUCGGAGGCUCGUGAUGCCUACUUGCGGGCCCUAGAGCUGGAUGGGACCAACGCCGACCUGUGGUACAACCUCGCCAUUGUCCACAUCGAGAUGAAGGAUCCUGCAGAGGCUCUGAAGAACUUCAACCAGGCUCUGGAGCUGAACCCCAAACACAAGCUGGCCCUCUUCAAUUCGGCUUUGCUGAUGCAGGAGUCUGGUGAGCCGCGCUUUAGACCGGAGGCCAAUCGACGGUUCCUCAGCUACAUUGAGGAGGAGCCAGAAGACGCUAAUGGCUACUUCAACCUGGGCAUGCUUGCAAUGGAUGAGAACAAGAAUGAGGCGGCAGAGAAGUGGAUGAAGAAGGCCAUUGCGCUGCAGGCUGGCUUCCGCAGCGCCCUCUUCAACCUGGCAUUGCUGUACUCGCAGGCGAGGCGUGAGGUGGAGGCUCUUCCUGUGCUCGAUGAGCUGCUGCGCCAUCACCCCGAGCACGUGAAGGGACUCAUCCUCAAGGGUGACAUCCUGAUGAACCACAAGAAGGACACCAGGGGUGCCAGGGAGUGCUUUGAGAAGAUCCUGCAGAUGGACCCCACCAAUGUGCAGGGCAAGCAUAACCUGUGCGUGGUCUACUUUGAGGAGAGAGACCUGCUCCGGGCCGAGAAGUGCCUGGAGGAGACGCUGAUGCUGGCACCCCAUGAGGAGUACGUCCGCAGGCAUCUGAACAUCGUUCGUGGCAAGAUGGCUGCCAUGAGUGCAGCGGGCCACGGCCUGGCGCCCCCCACAGGUGGGGCUUCCUCACCGGGGGAUGAGAGCACUGUGCCUGUGAGCGAGAAGAAUACGUGGAAAUCCUCCAUGGCCAAAAGCAGCACCAAGACCGGGGAGCAGUCAAAGAAUCUGGAGAGCAGCCAGUCAGAGAAGAGGACUAAGACCAAGCCGUCAAAGGAAAUGAAGGACAUUGAGAAGAAGCGUGCGGCAGCCCUUAAAAGGCUUGAGGAGAUCGAGCGAAUAUUAAGUGGAGAUUAAGCUGGGUCGUCAGCAGCCUGCUUUUGCUGAGACAAUGCAAACAUGCUGAUGGAUAGGCCACCGUGUACCUGAGGAUUCGCUCGUCAUUCAUGCAUGCUGCCACAAUUCGAAGCAGAAAGAUUCAUGAAAGCAGUCCGUGGCUUAAAUUUAGUCUGAUUGUCAGAAGGAGCAGAAAGGGUUAAUAAAGAUGCAUGACAUUAAAAAGCACAAUUUUUGGAAAAACCCAUGACCUCCUUCAGAAUAAGCAGAAGAUGGAUGGAUCAACGGAUGGAUGGAAUUUCCAUUGAGGAAUUUUUUUUUCAUUUCAAAAUGUCAUGGUAUUAUAGUUUAUGGUUUUAAUUUCUGAUAUAUAAUAUGACAUGUUGUUAAUCACUGGAGUUGGAUUUGUAGUCUUUUUUUUCCCUCAGUAAAUGUGUUGGUAUCACACGCUUUAGGGAGCUAAUUGUCUCGUAUCCAGAGCCGGGUCUGUCUGAACCUAAAAUAGCUCGUCCGCAGCUGCACGCUCAUUCAGACAGCGCACUUCCUGUACAGUCACCAUGACGUCCCCUUAUUUCCUGUGCCCAUGGGCUGUACUGAUUGCCGUGCUGCUAGUGUACCAGCACUGUGGACUUCCUGCUUAUCUUAUGCCCCUAUCAAUGUUUGUUUUCUUUAAAGUUUCAAAACGCAAUGGAAUUUGUACUGGUUUAUAUAAAAAUGUGUGCGUGUGUAUAACUGUGAUCUUUGUCAACCUAGCCCUAAGACGGUUGUGUCUCAUCACCCAGUCAUAUUUAGACAUUUCAGUAUUGCAGCGUUGUUCUGGAUCUCACUACAGUCUGAUGUCACCACGUUAUCCUGCGCUUUUUUAUUCUCAAUUCCUUAAGAACUGUAAUCCUGCACUUUAGCAGUUUCAAAGACACCUAAAAGGAGUUUAUGAAAUGUGUUAUGAAAAGGAGCUUUUUCAGUUAUCAAUAUGACAAAGUAAAUAUUUGACACUAAAGCAAUAAACUUUUUCCUUCGGCUCAUAAUCAUUUUGUCAAAAGCCCCAAACACUGGACUGUCUGUCCUUUGGGCUGCCAUUUAUGAAACUAUAAUUCCCAUAUUUAGUGUUUUUGUUUCUACUCCCAGCUAUUUACUGUACUAUAAAUAGAAGAGCAUUAAUGAAAUCUGACUUUGUUCCUGUGAGUUAUCGCUUAAGGUGCUUCAGAGAUUCCCUGACAUUUUGAUGGUGAUAGAGACUGAUAUGCAAUCUUCACUGAAGGGCACUAUUAGGGUCUUUUAAUCGAUUAUACUGUGUUAUUUGGAUCAUGAGUGGUUAUGGGUAAUAAAUUUUAAAUAAAAGUGAUUUGAAACUA